This is a messenger RNA of Ilyonectria robusta, 1233 nucleotides long. RefSeq lists its product as uncharacterized. The transcript has 5 exons. The coding region runs from base 1 to 1233 and encodes 410 amino acids. Gene Ontology annotation, molecular function: FAD binding. The record is from RefSeq and is a predicted model, not a curated record. NCBI's taxonomy places the organism in Eukaryota, Fungi, Ascomycota, Sordariomycetes, Hypocreales, Nectriaceae.
AUGGGGAAAAUUUCGAGUAUUCUCAUCGUUGGCGCUGGCCCAUCAGGCUUGACCUUGGCUUUGCUGUUGGCGAAGCAAGGAAUCAAGACUACCGUGGUAGACAUGGCACCACACCUCAAUUCUGCGCCACGAGCCACGCAUUAUUCCUGGCCCGCUGUUUAUGAGCUGGGUAGAGCCGGUGUUCUAGAAGAGGUUAUUCGCGAGGGUUUCGUCAAUGACAGGCCCGUGUCUUGGAGAACGCUAGAUGGGACCCUCUUGGCUCAGGUGGAUAUUGAAUCCAUCCCUAGGGACAAGCGGAUGGUGUGCCUGCCGCUCAACCACCUUACGUCGAUACUUGAGGCGCACCUCUCUAAAGAGCCCAGUGCCACUGUCCUGUAUAGCCAUAAAGUCUUGGGAGUCGGACAAGAUACUUCCCAGGCCUGGGUUGAAGUGGAGACACCCACUGGGAUUCAAGUGUUGAAGGCUGAUUACGUGGUGGGAUGCGAUGGAGCCAACAGCCAGAUUCGUCGAUCUUUGUUUGGAGAUACCGAUUUCCCUGGCAGAACAUGGGACGAGCAACUUGUUGCCACAAAUGCAUACUACGACAUGACGAAAUCGGGAUGGAAGGAUGACUCUGCCUUCAUCGUCGACCCUGAGCACUGGGGAAUGAUAGCCAAGAUCCGACCCGACGGGUUGCUACGAAUUUCCUAUGGUGAAGUCCCUGGCUUGAGUAAUGAGGAGUAUAUUGCCAGGCAACCACAAAAGUUCAAAGCCAUUCUCCCGGGGAAUCCCGAUCCAGACAGCUUCCGUGUCGUCAGCAUCAGCCCUUACAAAAUUCACCAGCGAUUGGCAAGAAGUUUACGAGUGGGGAAGAUCCUACUGGCGGCUGAUGCAGCACACUUGUGCAACCCUUUCGGAGGCCUGGGCUUGACCGGAGGUCUCGUUGACGUUGGGAAUCUGUACGAUUGCUUCGUAGGUAUUCAUCAAGAGCUCGCAGACGACACCAUCCUCGACCGUUACAGCGAAGUUAGACUACAAAAGUAUCUGGACAUUAUCGAUCCCGUCUCCAGCGAGAAUCUCCGACGGUUGACGCAGGACGCCGAGGCUGCUGGCAAGGACCCUCUGUUCCAGAAACUUCGAGAUGCCAAGUCUGAUCCGUCCCUCAGUGCGAAGUUGAACGAGGGUCUUUGGAGUAUUAUGCACGACUUCCGCAAAGAGUACAAGACUCCAGCUACUGUGGGACGCACUGGUUGA